CUUUUCCUACAGCUUGGGGUUGCUGCAAGCACAUCCGCUAACAUGGUGCUCUACGAAUAUGAUUACAUCUUUGCCAUUGGCACUCUGUUUGCCAUGCUGGAUGCCUACAACAACGGAGCCAACGAUGUUGCGAACUCCUGGGCCACCAGUGUCUCCUCCCGGUCCAUCUCCUACCGACAGGCCAUGAUCUUCGGCACAGUCUUCGAAAUGCUCGGCGCCAUCACUGUCGGUGCCCGAACCGCCGAUACGAUCAAGAACGGCAUCAUCCCCAACUCCGCCUUCCAAGGCAACGCCGGUGUUCAGAUGCUAGCGUUCACAUGUGCCCUUGCCGCCGCCUCUUCAUGGGUCAUGUGGUGCACCCGUCACUCCGCCCACGUUUCAUCUACCUACUCUCUCAUCUCUGCUGUCGCUGGUGUUGGUGUUGCUACUGUCGGAGCCUCAAAAGUCCAGUGGGGAUGGAACGACGGCAAGGGUCUCGGUGCCAUCUUCGCCGGCCUGGGUAUGGCUCCCGCCAUUGCUGCUGGUUUCGCGGCCAGCAUCUUCCUGUUGAUCCGCUUCGUCGUCCACGUCCGCAAGAACCCGGCGCCUUGGGCCGUCUAUACCUCUCCCUUCUUCUUCCUCAUCGCCGGCACUAUCUGCACGCUGUCCAUCGUCUACAAGGGCUCUCCUUCUUUGGGUCUGGCGAAGAAGCCCGGUUGGUACAUUGCUGCCGUCACCAUGGGCACUGGUGGUGGUGUCUGCCUGCUGUCCGCCAUCUUCUUCGUCCCCUUUGCCCGUGCCAAGAUCCUGAAGAAGGACUAUACCAUCAAGUGGUGGAUGUUCAUCCUCGGCCCCCUCCUGUGGAACCGCCCUGCGCCUGCGGAUGCUGAGUCUGCCGCCGUCCCCGACUAUGCCGUUGUACAGGAGCACAAGAACGAGCACUCCUCCGGCCAUUCUGUCGAUGAGUCUCUCGAAGGCGGCGAGGGCCUGAAGAAGGGCGAUGCCGAUGUCGCCACCACCCCUGCUGAGAGGAGCUUGUCUGCUGUCGAGGCCAACAAGCCCACCUACUCUGAGCUCAUGGCCCAGACCCAGAACAAGCUCCACGCCAGACUGUACGCCAACCGCGGCCCUAUCGGCUGGGCUAUGCGCACUCUCCGUGACAACCCCAUGGGCCCUGGUGAGAUUUACGAGUGGAGGAACAUCAAGAUCCUUGCCAUUCGCGUCCCUGCCAUGAUCGUCGCCGGCCUCCUCUACGGUCUUCACUACGACAUCCACGCUGCACAGACUGGUACGGAGGGUACUCCAGACGGUGACCGCAUGAAGCGCGUCUAUGCCCACGCUGAAAAGUUCCCCAACGAGGUCGAGCACACCUACUCCUUCAUCCAGGUCCUCACUGCCUGCACUGCCUCUUUCGCCCACGGUGCCAACGAUAUCGGCAACUCUGUCGGCCCUUGGGCUGUUAUCUACUCUGCCUGGAAGACUGGCAACGCUGCCGCUGCCAAGGCCCCCGUGCCCGUCUGGCAGCUUGCUGUCCUGUCCGGCAUGAUCUCCAUCGGUCUCUGCACUUAUGGUUACAAUAUCAUGAAAGUCAUGGGUAACAAGAUCACUUACCACUCUCCCUCUCGUGGUUGCUCCAUGGAGAUGGGUGCCGCCAUCACCGUCCUCGUCUUCUCCCAGUAUUCCCUGCCCGUCUCUACCUCCAUGUGCAUCACUGGUGCCACCGUCGGCGUCGGUCUCUGCAAUGGCACUCUCAAGGCCGUCAACUUCCAGAGAGUCGGCCUCCUGCUCUUCUCCUGGAUCAUGACCAUCCCCAUUGCCGGCACCCUGGGCGGUGUCCUCAUGGGCCUCUUCCUCAACGCUCCCCACUUCGCCUCUAUCACCGCUUCUGCUUAAGAAGCU
Messenger RNA from Trichoderma citrinoviride, 1878 nucleotides. Its product is annotated as phosphate transporter. Gene Ontology annotation, cellular component: membrane. The transcript has 3 exons. Lineage: Eukaryota; Fungi; Ascomycota; Sordariomycetes; Hypocreales; Hypocreaceae. Gene Ontology annotation, biological process: phosphate ion transmembrane transport. The record is from RefSeq and is a predicted model, not a curated record. Bases 43 to 1872 code for a protein of 609 amino acids.